Molecule: messenger RNA, 798 nt
Organism: Charadrius vociferus (killdeer)
Lineage: Eukaryota; Metazoa; Chordata; Aves; Charadriiformes; Charadriidae
Product: carbonic anhydrase 3-like
Exons: 7
Coding region: 10-798 (262 amino acids)
Cellular component (GO): cytoplasm
Molecular function (GO): carbonate dehydratase activity; zinc ion binding
Source: RefSeq, a predicted model, not a curated record
AGCGGCGCCAUGGCCCAGUCCGUGUGGGGCUACGACAGCGACAACGGACCCGAGCGCUGGCAUGAGAACUACCCCAUGGCCAAGGGGGACAAGCAGUCGCCCAUCGAGAUCAACAGCAAAGAGGUGCGGCACGACAGCUGUCUCUCCCCGUGGCACGCCAGCUACGAUCCCGGGGCGGCGAAAACCAUCCUGAACAACGGGCGCACCUGCCGAGUCGUCUUCGACGACACUUUCGACCGAUCAGUGCUGCGAGGUGGGCCGCUCGCAGGAGCCUACAGGCUGCGCCAGCUUCACUUGCAUUGGGGUUCCUCUGAUGACCAUGGCUCUGAGCAUGUUGUAGAUGGGGUGAGAUAUGCAGCAGAGUUACAUAUGGUGCACUGGAAUCCAAAACAUGGUAAUUUUGCUGGAGCUUUGAAACAACCUGAUGGUGUGGCUGUUGUGGGCAUUUUUCUGAAAGUUGGAAAAACUCCCAAACCAGAGAUGAAGAGAAUUCUUGAAGAAAUCGACAACAUUAAGACCAAGGGGAAAGAGGCUCCUUUUCAGCACUUUGAUCCUUCAAUUCUUUUCCCCAAAUCUCGGGACUACUGGACCUACCAUGGUUCGUUCACUACACCCCCCUGUGAGGAGUGCAUCACUUGGAUUCUCUUGAGGGAGCCGAUCGAAGUCAGCCCAGACCAGAUGGCGAAGCUCCGUAGCCUUUCCAAGAAUGGAGAGAACGAACCUGUGAACCCACUGGUUGAUAACUGGCGCCCACCUCAGCCUGUGAAGGGCAGGAUAGUGAGAGCCUCAUUCAAGUGA